This is a messenger RNA of Suncus etruscus (white-toothed pygmy shrew), 1966 nucleotides long. It is a transcript of the gene CNBD2, whose product is annotated as cyclic nucleotide binding domain containing 2. Gene Ontology annotation, molecular function: cAMP binding. The record is from RefSeq and is a predicted model, not a curated record. The transcript has 12 exons. Gene Ontology annotation, biological process: spermatogenesis. Bases 65 to 1951 code for a protein of 628 amino acids. Lineage: Eukaryota; Metazoa; Chordata; Mammalia; Eulipotyphla; Soricidae.
CUAGGAUUUUAUUCUCUUCCAUGUACAUAGAAGUAUAUAUUUUAUUAUUAAGUCUUUUCUUGUGAUGUCUAAUGGUAGUCUGAUUAUUUGCCAGCCUCCAAGAGUAGUGACUGGAAAAGGAGAGGUCUCUCCAGUCCACCAGUAUGGUUAUAACAAAAGGGCAACUACAUUCUCUGGACACGUCCUGUAUCUGAAAGGCCAACCUGGAAGAAAAUUCAGUGACUACUAUAGAAAAGUUUCCGAGAAGCGUCUGUUUCAGAUCAUCAUCGAUAUCAUCAUAAUGAUCCGAGUGUGUAAGAUGUUCCGCCAAGGCCUGCGGGGAUUUCGGGAAUACCAGGUCAUUGAGAGUGCUCAGCGAAAUCAGCCUGUCUUCUCUUACUGGGAUAAAAAGAAAGAAGGCCGAAUCCAUUUUGACACAAUGGACUUCAUGGCAGAAGAGGACCACAUGUCCCCCAAAGCCAUUCAUAUAAUGCAGAAGCUGCCCACCUGGAGGACGGAGAAAGAAGUCAAGGACCUCUGCAACCUCCUUCAGAAUCUAGACAGCUUCCGCAACUACUCAGAGUCACUGCAGCUGCAGCUGGCCAAAGUCUUGCGCUUUGAAAGGUUUGGCCGCAGGCGCGUGAUCAUCAAGAAGGAGCAACAGUUCAACAGCUUUUACUUCAUCUACCUGGGCACAGUGGCAAUGACCGAAGACGAGGAUGGCAGCAGUGCCUUCCUGGAUCACCAUCCCAAAGUUCUGACCAAAGGCGACUGCUUUGGGGAAGUCGGCUUACUGAGCACUUCCUUAAAGAAGGCAACAGUGGUCUGCCUGGAGGAAACAGAGUUCCUGGUGGUGGACAGAGAGGACUUCUUUGGGAACAAACUGGAUGAGGAAGUACAGAAGGAUGCUGAAAAGCGGUUUUAUUUUUUUAGGAACUUGGAGCUGUUUCAGUCGUGGUCUGAUGAGAAGCUUUGGCAGCUUGUCACUUUGGGGAAGCUGGAAAAGUUCUCCUAUGGGCAGCUGAUCUCAAGAGACUUUAUAGAAGCAGCCUCGAUUGUGUUCGUCUGCAAGGGCACCUGUGAAGUGCUGCGGCUGGUGGAACUCUCGAGCUCGCUCUCCUAUUACAAGUGGGUCUGGGAGCAGUUGCACCUGAUGGACGGCCAAUCUCUGAAGGCGCACUUCGUGGAUCCUUCUCCUAAUGAGAGAUUCAGGAACUUCCAGAUAAAAUCCUACCCACAGCAGGACUACAGCACUCUGAAACUCCUGCAUCUGCAGAAUUCCAGGAAGUCACAGAAAUUCAGCCUCUACGACACUGAUGCCAAAGGGAAUUCCCUCCCGAGAACCCUGGGCCCAAAGGUCGACUCAAAGCCUCAUCAAACAUUCAACUAUUCCAUGAUCAAUACCAACUAUGGUGAUCUCCCCAAGGAGGCUGCAGUGGGGGCCUAUCUCAGCAUCCACACCUCGGAGCAAGGAGAGGUCAUUGGACUGCACCAGAUCCUCCUCCCAGAGAGCCAGCAGGACCUCAGGCCUCUUAUCCUCAUGAGCCUGGGAGCCGAAGUGAUUCGGAUAAGCAAAGAACAGUUUUACCAAAUGAUCGAUGAUAACAUGAUAGUAAAACUAUUAAAGUUCCAAAUCCAGUACCCCAGCGAUGAGGAGUUGUGCCAGAAGUUCCUCAUGGAGAACAGCUGGAAUAUCUUUCGGAAGGACCUGUUGCGGCAGCUGGUGGCCUCUCCUAAGUGUCAAAAAUUCACCCCAUACAGACCUAAGAAAACAGGGCUCUACAACCCCAAGUCUGUACUCCUGGAUUUGGGCAGCUUGGACAAGACAGAUCAACAGUAUCCCAUUUUUAUGGCUAGCCAGAAACAUCUUCCCCCCUUGAGGAUUGUCCAAGCCAUCACAGCACCCCGGUACAAGAUCCGAGAUGUUCUGCCACAGUAUAAGAAUGCUGGGGUCCUUAUUUCAAAGAAGUAAAGGAUAUUGUGUUGA